AUGGCUAUCUCUUGGAAGUCCUUCGACUUCUUCGAAGUCAGCCAGGUCAGACUCGCCGAUGACGACACGCGCACCUUCUUCGAGGGCAACGACAUAUCGAGUGUCUGCUCCGGAUCCGAUAGCCUGUUUCUCGGGAGCUACGAUGGCUACGUACGAAUAAUCGGGCCCAGCUGGAAGAUCGUCCGAAGCUUCCAAGCGCAUGAUGCUGGCAGCAUUACACACAUGCGUCAAGUGGAAGGCACGAGCAUGCUAGUCACGAUCGCUGAAGAUCUUGGGAGCGAGCCCGUGCUCAAGGUAUGGGCACUCGACAAGCUUAGCAAGAAGACAGGCAUGCCAACGUGCCUGAGCACUUUAAGUGUCAACAACGGCAGGAAACAGUUUCCGAUAUCGGCCUUCACAGCAACAGAAGAUCUUUCCCAACUCGCCGUAGGAUUCGCGAAUGGAGCAGUCACAGUUAUACGAGGAGACCUCAUCCACGACCGAGGUGCGAAACAGAGGAUAGUCUACGAAUCUGAAGAGCCGAUUACAGGCGUCGAACUGCGGGUACAUGAAAGCUUGACGACUCUCUUUGUCUCGACCACAUCUCGAAUAUUGAAAUUGAUUGUCUUAGGAAGGGGUCAAGGCCAGCCACCGCGAACGGUCGAGGACCAAGGCUGUGCGGUAGGAUGCAUGACUGUGGACAAGAAGACAGGCGAUAUUGUCGUGGCGAGAGAAGACGCGAUAUAUUAUUACACUCUUGAGGGGAGAGGCCCGCCCCGCGCGUAUGAAGCACCAAAGAGCCUGAUAUCAGUAUAUGGUGACUACGUCGCUCUUGUAUCGCCUCCUGCUUCAUCGCCCGCAGGCGGAGAGCCGGACAACAUUCGCCGGCGUUUCGGUGCUGCGACGGCCGAUGUGAUUUUCAACGCCUCGACUUUUGCACUCCUAGAGACCGAUCUCAGAGUGAUUGCCCACACAGAGUCUCUGAUAUCGCAGGUCAGAGCUAUCGUUCAGAUUUGGGGAGACCUCUAUACACUUCUUCAGGAUGGCAAGGUUUACAAAUAUCACGAGAAGACACUUCAGCAGAGGCUUGAAAUGCUUUAUCAACGGAACCUCUACCAAUUUGCUAUUGCCCUAGCUCAAAAAGCCGGGAUGGAUGCCCAGCAACAGAACGUCAUUUUUCGAAAGUAUGGCGACCACUUAUAUCAGAAGGGAGAUUACGACCAAGCGAUGACACAGUAUAUCAAAGCAAUUGACAGCACGGAACCAUCGCAAGUCAUACGAAAGUUUCUUGAUACGCAAAGGAUACACAACCUUAUCGAGUAUCUGGAGGAGUUGCAUGAGCACCACCAGGCAACGGCUGAUCACACCACUCUACUCCUGAACUGCUACGCUAAACUAAAGGAUAUCGAUAAACUGGAAAAGUUCAUUAAGUCGCCUGGAGAUCUGAAGUUUGACCUUGACACGGCGAUCUCUAUGUGCCGUCAAGGUGGCUACUUCGAGCAGGCCGCUUACCUUGCGACAAAGCAUGGCGAGAAUGACCUCGUAGUAGACAUCCUGAUUGAGGACUCCAAGAAUUACGAUGAGGCCCUCAAUUUCAUCUGGCGUCUGGAUCCUGAAAUAGCCUACCCAUGUCUCAUGAAGUAUGCUCGAGUUCUCAUCGAGCAUUGUCCCAGAGACGCAACACAAGUGUUCAUCGACUAUUACACAGGCAAAUAUCGACCAAAGAUUCACCGUGCCGUUGUUAUUGAUGAAAUCGCAACCCCCUCUGGCGGCGGAUUCACAGCAGGCGCGGCGAGCGCUGUCCAGAAUCUUACCAAUCUGCUACCUUUACCAUAUAUGAAUACAUCUGCGGUCGCCUCACCGGGUACACAAGGCAACGUAAAGCCCACGAUAGGGGAAGCUGAUCUCGUUGUUGAUGCAGAGGAUGCCCCUGCUCCAAAGUACACACCUCCACCUCCACGGACAGCAUUCUCCUCUUUCAUUGACCAUCCCGACGAGUUUAUUAUAUUCUUGGAGGCGUGUCUGAAAGAGGAGGACUUGUCCGAUUCGGACAAGACGGACUUGUACACAACACUCUUCGAGAUGUACCUGCACAAAUCAACGGAGAAGAAGAAUGACCAACACCGAGAGGAUUGGGAGCAGAAGGCGAAGAAACUGAUCGAGGGCCGUAACAUUCCAAUCGAGAACUCCAAUGUUCUCCUACUCUCCCACCUGUCGGACUUUCGAGACGGAACGACACUGGUCAAGGAGCAAUCUGGGCUGCUUUUCGACAUCUUCCGCUCAUACACAUCUGCGAAAGACACUCGUGGUGCAAUCAAGGCCCUGCGCAAAUACGGCCCUGAAGAGCCACAAUUAUACCCAGCAGCUCUGGCAUAUCUUACAUCUGACCCCCAAGUGCUAGACGACGCCGGGCUCGAUGAGCUCGCCAAUGUGCUGGCCAGGAUAGACAAGGAUGGCCUGAUGGCGCCGUUGCAAGUCGUCCAGAUGCUUAGCAAGAACGCGGUAGCCACAAUGGGCAUGAUCAAGCCGUACCUCCACGAGACUAUUGAGCGCGAGAGACGAGACAUCGCGUCAAACAGGCGGCGAGUGACCGGGUUCCGCACCGAAACAGAACAGCGACGCGUCGAGAUUACGGACCUCGGAUCGAAGCCCGCUGUGUUCCAAGCCACAAGGUGUUCUGAUUGUGGCCAGACGUUGGACCUGCCAACCGUGCACUUCUUGUGCAAGCACAGUUUUCACCAACGAUGUCUGCGCGGCGGAAAUGGCGUGGAUGGCGAGUGCCCACAGUGUGCACAGGCUAAUGCUACCAUCAGGGCGAUCAAGCGAGCACAAGAAGAGAAUGCAGACCGUCACGAGUUAUUCAAGGAUGAGCUAGAGAGGAGUGAAGACAGGUUUGGCACCGUCGCUGACUGGUUUGGUAGAGGAGUCAUGGGAGUAACGAAUGUGGAAUGA
This is a messenger RNA of Phaeoacremonium minimum UCRPA7, 2931 nucleotides long. RefSeq names its product putative vacuolar membrane protein. Gene Ontology annotation, biological process: intracellular protein transport; organelle fusion; endosome organization. The transcript is spliced from 6 exons. Gene Ontology annotation, cellular component: HOPS complex; endosome. Gene Ontology annotation, molecular function: protein-macromolecule adaptor activity; protein binding. The record is from RefSeq and is a predicted model, not a curated record. Bases 1 to 2931 code for a protein of 976 amino acids. Lineage: Eukaryota; Fungi; Ascomycota; Sordariomycetes; Togniniales; Togniniaceae.